Mercenaria mercenaria is the source of this 670-nucleotide messenger RNA. RefSeq lists its product as uncharacterized. Lineage: Eukaryota; Metazoa; Mollusca; Bivalvia; Venerida; Veneridae. The transcript has 4 exons. The record is from RefSeq and is a predicted model, not a curated record. The coding region runs from base 186 to 626 and encodes 146 amino acids. Gene Ontology annotation, cellular component: membrane.
UGGAUAGAGUUGGCAGCAACAUAUGUUUAAACAUUGUAUCAUUAUCUAAAAUGUCAAUAUGUAAAAUACUAGCUUGCUAGUUCUCCAGUUAUGUGUAAUUAACAAUAUGUUUUAUUGUACUAUGGAUUGUGUUUCUGUAUUGAGCGGAAUAUAUUUACAUUAGAUGAAUAAAUGAAAUAUAAAAUAUGAGUGAUACGGCACAGGAAUUGCAGCCAGUUGAGAGGGAAGAUGCGCCAAAGAAAUACGUGGCUGUGGUCUAUCAUCACGUGAGUUACCAGAAUGAAGAGGGCGUGGUGUCCCCUGCAAACGAUGGCGUGCUAUCACCAAAUAACGAGGAAGGGUCUUGCAAACUGGUAAGCAGACGGCAAGAAAAGAAGCUGACGGACGUUCCGGACUACUUUAUGCUGUCUUUGUUUUCAAUCGUAAUUUUCAUUCCGAUGGGUCUUGCAGCUUUUGCUAGCAGUCUUAAGGUCAGGAAAGCCAUCAAAAUGAAGGAUACUCCAAACGCUAUUGACGCUUCUAGCUGGGCAUUGCAGCACGCUCUAACAGCGAUAUUUGUAGGCCCACUCCUGGGCUGUCUGUUAUGUCUUUUUAUACUUUUACCUAUGUAUCAAAUACACGCAUAAUGAAGGAAAAACAUGUUGAGCUCUUUAAUUAACAUAUAAACUAA